Elephantulus edwardii (Cape elephant shrew) is the source of this 1989-nucleotide messenger RNA. RefSeq names its product acyl-CoA oxidase 1, palmitoyl (gene ACOX1). Bases 4 to 1989 code for a protein of 661 amino acids. NCBI's taxonomy places the organism in Eukaryota, Metazoa, Chordata, Mammalia, Macroscelidea, Macroscelididae. The record is from RefSeq and is a predicted model, not a curated record. The transcript has 14 exons. Gene Ontology annotation, cellular component: peroxisome. Gene Ontology annotation, biological process: lipid homeostasis; very long-chain fatty acid metabolic process; fatty acid beta-oxidation using acyl-CoA oxidase. Gene Ontology annotation, molecular function: FAD binding; fatty acid binding.
ACCAUGAACCCAGACCUGCGCAGGGAGCGGGCCGGCGCCAGCUUCAACCCCGAGCUGCUCACCAACGUGCUGGACGGCAGCCCCGAAAGCACUCGUCGCCGGCGGGAGAUCGAGAACUUGAUCCUGAACGACCCCGACUUCCAGCAUGAGGACCCGAACUUCCUAAGUCGCAGCCAGCGCUAUGAGGUGGCGGUCAGGAAGAGCUCCAACAUGGUGAAGAAGAUGAGAGAAUUCCACAUCGCAGACCCUGAGGAAAUUAUGUGGUUUAAAAAACUGCAUUUGGUCAAUUUUGUGGAACCUGUGGGCCUCAAUUACUCCAUGUUUAUUCCCACCUUGAUGAAUCUGGGCACCACUGCUCAGCAGGAGAAAUGGCUGUCUCCAUCCCAAGACCUCCAGAUAAUUGGCACCUACGCCCAGACGGAAAUGGGCCACGGGACUCAUCUUCGAGGAUUGGAAACCACAGCCACUUACGAUCCCGAAACCCAAGAGUUCAUCCUCAACAGUCCUACUGUAACCUCCAUUAAGUGGUGGCCGGGUGGACUUGGAAAGACUUCAAAUCACGCAAUAGUUCUUGCCCAGCUCAUCACUAAAGGGAAAUGCUAUGGACUCCAUGCCUUCAUUGUGCCUAUCCGAGAAAUCGGGACCCACAAGCCUUUGCCAGGUAUUACUGUUGGCGACAUUGGCCCCAAAUUUGGUUAUGAUGAGAUGGAUAACGGCUACCUGAAGAUGGACAACUAUCGGAUCCCCAGAGAAAACAUGCUCAUGAAGUAUGCCCAGGUGAAGCCUGAUGGCACGUACGUGAAACCCCUGAGCAAUAAGCUGACCUAUGGGACCAUGGUGUUUGUCAGAUCCUUCCUCGUGGGAGAGGCCGCGCGGGCCCUGUCCAAGGCCUGCACCAUUGCCAUCCGGUACAGCGCUGUGCGGCACCAAUCUGAGAUCAAGCCAAAUGAGCCGGAACCCCAGAUUCUGGAUUUUCAGACCCAGCAGUAUAAACUCUUUCCACUCCUGGCCACUGCCUAUGCCUUCCAGUUCGUAGGCGCCUACAUGAAGGAGACCUAUCAUCGGAUCAAUGAAGACAUCGGCCAGGGGGACCUGAGUGAGCUGCCUGAGCUCCACGCCCUCACUGCCGGCCUUAAGGCUUUCACCUCCUGGACUGCUAACGCGGCCAUCGAAGCAUGCCGGAUGGCUUGUGGAGGGCAUGGCUACUCUCACUGCAGCGGCCUUCCCAACAUUUAUGUCAACUUCACCCCAACCUGCACCUUUGAGGGAGAGAACACGGUCAUGAUGCUUCAGACAGCGAGGUUCCUGAUGAAGAGUUACGACCAGGUACAGUCGGGAAAAUUGGUGUGUGGCAUGGUGUCCUACUUGAAUGACCUACCCAGUCAGCGCAUCCAGCCUCAGCAGGUGGCCGUCUGGCCCACCGUGGUGGACAUCAGCUGCCCCGACAGCCUGACGGAAGCCUAUAAACUCCGUGCAGCCAGAUUAGUAGAAAUUGCUGCAAAAACCCUCCAAGUGGAAGUGAGUCACAGGAAGAGCAAGGAGGUAGCCUGGAACCUCACCUCCGUGGACCUGGUCCGCGCAAGCGAGGCACAUUGCCACUAUGUGGCAGUUAAGCUCUUUUCAGAAAAGCUCCACAAAAUUCAGGAGAGCUCCGUCCACGCCGUCCUGAGGAAUUUGUGCCUCCUGUACGCUCUGUAUGGGAUCAGUCAGCAUGCUGGAGACUUUCUUCAGGGCAGCAUCUUGACAGAUUCUCAGAUGAACCAGGUGAACCAACGGAUCAAGGAGCUGCUGACCGUCAUCCGCCCUGACGCCAUUGCCCUGGUUGACGCAUUUGAUUUUAAAGACAUGACCCUCGGCUCUGUGCUGGGCCGCUAUGAUGGCAAUGUCUAUGAAAACUUGUUUGAGUGGGCCAAGAAAUCCCCGCUGAACAAAGCACAGGUCCAUGAAUCCUACCACAAGUACCUGAAACCGCUGCAGUCCAAGUUGUGA